Messenger RNA from Tetranychus urticae (two-spotted spider mite), 1067 nucleotides. Its product is annotated as meiotic nuclear division protein 1 homolog. Gene Ontology annotation, molecular function: double-stranded DNA binding. Gene Ontology annotation, biological process: reciprocal meiotic recombination. The record is from RefSeq and is a predicted model, not a curated record. Lineage: Eukaryota; Metazoa; Arthropoda; Arachnida; Trombidiformes; Tetranychidae.
AAUGGAGCCAUGGUUACAUUUUAGCGGUAAAAGUUCGAUUAAAAAAGUAGAAUUAAGAGUUAAAAUAAUACAUUUAGUGGUUAAUUUAUUGAAGUUUUAUUAAAUUGUGUAUAAUUAUUGUUUUAAUUUGUUUUCUCCUAAAAUGAGUAAAAAAACUGGUCUUUCUAAAGAGGAAAAAGCACGCCGUGCUUUGGAUUAUCUUCUAUCAUCUAAAAGUGUUUUUCAAUUGAAAGAGUUGGAAAAAAUCUUACCUAAAGAGAAAGGAAUUGUUGCCCAAACAGUUAAAGAUGUCAUCAAGAGUCUUCAAGAUGAUGACUUGCUUGAAACAGACAAGAUUGGAACAUCAACUUACUUCUGGGCCUUUGCAAGUAAAAAAGCGGAAACUAUGAAGAAAAAGGUGACAAAUUACGAAGAAAAGAUUGAAAAUUUAAAGAAAGAUUUGGCAGUGGUCGAUGAAGAAUUGGAAACAACGGCAACUGAUGAUUUGGAGGAAAGAAAGACAAAAAUGCUGGAAUUGAACAAACUAGGACUUAAGAGGGAUCAACUUAAAGCGAAAUGGAACACGGUUAAAUUCAAUAAUCCAGAGUAUAUUGACGAAUUGAAUAAAGAGAUAAAAAAUGAAAAAAAUGAAGCAAACAGGUGGACAGAGUAUAUUGAAGUUAUACGUGAUUACUGUCGAAACAAAUUCAAUUUGGAGCCAGCAGACUUCAAUAAACAAUUCGAGUUAGAGGAAGACUUUGAUUAUAUUGAAUAGUUUUUCCUCACAAAUUUUCAAAAUUAUUUAGGUGAAUACAAAAAAUCUAUUUAUUAUAACUUUACAUAAAUUUAUUUGGCAGAAAUUAAGAUCUACAUUACAUCACAACCAUUGUGAUUGACUAUUUGCAGAUAAAUCCAGUAGUCGCCAAGCAGCUUUAGGAUUAAGCUCCUCUUGAUCUCGACAUAAAACCCAGACAUAGUGAAAUCUGAGAAUCUUGUCCUGUAAAAAUAUGUAAACAAAUCGUUAAAAUUAUGUAAAAUAAUAGUAAAAAUAAAAUAAUAUUUAAUACUUACAGGAUCCCCUUCAAUGA